Molecule: messenger RNA, 1455 nt
Organism: Monoraphidium neglectum
Lineage: Eukaryota; Viridiplantae; Chlorophyta; Chlorophyceae; Sphaeropleales; Selenastraceae
Product: nonspecific lipid-transfer protein
Exons: 7
Coding region: 1-1455 (484 amino acids)
Molecular function (GO): acyltransferase activity
Source: RefSeq, a predicted model, not a curated record
AUGCUGCCCCGCAUCGUCGGCGUCGGCGUCACGCCACUGUCGCAGGGCGCAGCCGGGGCAGCUGCGCCGACGCCGACCGCGCUCAUCCUGCAAGCGCUGCGGCUCGCCCUCGCUGACGCGGGCGGCGGCGCCACCAGCGCCAGCCGCGGCCUGCAGCUGUCCGACCUGGACGGCUUGAUCGCGCUGCCGAGCCUCAUGGGCAGCGAGCAGUUCAUGAUGGCCCACGCGGUCGCGGGCGCCGCCGGGCUCUUUGAGGCGCGGCAAGGGCGGCGGACGAUCGUCAGGACCCUCGACGUGGGCGGUGCCGGGCCGGUCGCAGCGCUGCUGAUGGCGGCCCGGAUGGUGGCUCAUGAGGGCUGCGGCUCGGUGGCUGUUGUCGCCGGCGACACCCCAGGCUCGGCCACGCUGGAAGAAUUCCUGGCCCGCGCCGACGCCGCCUGCCGCCUGCCUGGCCCCGAGCCCCUGACUCGGGCAGCCGCCACACCGGCGCUUGCCAGCCGAGCCAGCCGCAGCGGCGGCCUCGCUGGCGGCAGCGGCAGCAGCAAAAGUGCCGACACCAGCGGCGGCGGCGGCAGCGGGGUGGCGGCAGCGGCGGACCAGUGGACGGUGCCGUCACCCGUUAUCCCCAACCUGUACGACGUCAUCGCCAGGUGGCAGAUGGCGCGGCAUGGCGUCACCCGCGAGCAACUGGCCAUGGUGGCUUCAUUGAUGACUCUGCAGGCGUCCCGCCACCCCUUGGCGCUGCAGAGGCGGCCGCGCACGGUGAAGCAAGUUCUGUCUUCCCGGCAGGUGGCGCCCGUCGCCACCGCCCUCGAGUGCGCCAAGCGCGUCGACGGUGCGGCGGCCAUCAUUGUGGCGUCGCCCGCCUUUGCGCGGCAGCACGGGCUGCCUGAAGCCAGGGCUGUUGAGGUGCUGGGCGGCGGGGAAGCUUCCGGCCCGCCGGUGCCGCCGGCUGACAUCACCGACACAAUGUACGCCUCGGCAGCUCAGGCAGCGGCGGCUGCGUUUGCAGAUGCCGGCGUGGCGCCCGGCCAGGUGCACUACUGGUCCCUGUAUGACUGCUUCCCGGUGUGCUUUAUCAGGGCGCUAGAAGCGGUGGGGCUGGCGCCGGAGGGCGGUGGCGGGCGGUACGUCGAGCGCGCCUACAAAGCAGCCGCCAGCGGCGACGGCGGCGCCGCCGCGAGGGCAGGCGGCGAAGGGCAGCACGGCUUGCAAGCGCUGCCGCCGCAAGAUUUCCCCAUCAACACACACGGCGGCCUGCUGGGGCUGGGGGCCCCUUGGGAGGUCCCUGCCAUGCACGGCAUCGCAGAAGCCGUCUCGCAGCUGCGGGGCGACGCAGGCGACCGGCAGGUGCCCGGCGCGCGGCGCGCGCUGGUCUACGGCAACGGCGGCAUCCUGAGCGCAUCCGCAGUCGCGAUUUUGGGGCGCUGCAACGCACCCUCUGCCAAGUUGUGA